GGGCCGCUCUCCCAUUGGCUGGCGAGUGCGGCCGGGCGCCGGCUUCGUGUGUGAGGGACGGAGUGCGGGUGGCGGUCUCCUUUCGGCCCGGCCAUGGCUCCUGGCUGGCUCAGCCGCCUCUGUCUCCUCCUGCUCUGCCUCUGCGGGGAGGCCGCCGCCGGGAGGGACUUCUAUAAGAUCCUGGGGGUGUCCCGCGGCGCCUCCAUCAAGGACAUCAAGAAGGCGUACCGCAAGUUGGCGCUGCAGCUGCACCCCGACAGGAACCCCGACGACCCGCGGGCCCAGGAGAAGUUCCAGGACCUGGGGGCCGCCUACGAGGUGCUGUCGGAUGAGGAGAAGAGGAAACAGUAUGAUGCAUAUGGUGAGGAGGGUCUGAAGGAUGGGCACCAGAGUUCCCAUGGAGACAUCUUCUCACACUUUUUUGGGGACUUUGGAUUCAUGUUUGGAGGUAACCCUCGCCAACAGGACAGGAACAUCCCUCGGGGCAGCGACAUCAUUGUGGACCUGGAGGUUACCUUGGAGGAGGUGUAUUCAGGAAACUUUGUAGAAGUUGUCAGGAACAAGCCAGUGGCAAGACAGGCACCUGGCAAACGGAAAUGCAAUUGCCGGCAGGAGAUGAGGACCACGCAGCUGGGCCCUGGGCGUUUCCAGAUGACUCAAGAAGUUGUUUGCGAUGAAUGUCCCAACGUCAAGCUUGUGAAUGAAGAGCGAACACUAGAAGUGGAGAUAGAGCCAGGCGUGAGGGAUGGUAUGGAGUAUCCCUUCAUUGGUGAAGGGGAACCCCAUGUGGAUGGGGAGCCAGGUGACUUGCGUUUCCGAAUAAAAGUUCUUAAGCACCCAGUCUUUGAAAGAAGGGGAGAUGACUUAUAUACAAACGUGACAAUCUCGCUGGUCGAGGCACUUACAGGCUUUGAAAUGGAUAUAACCCACUUGGAUGGGCACAAGGUUCAUGUUGCUCGGGAUAAAAUUACUAAACCUGGGGCCAAACUGUGGAAGAAAGGAGAAGGUCUUCCAAAUUUUGAUAACAAUAAUAUCAAAGGUUCACUAAUAAUAACAUUUGAUGUGGAAUUCCCCAAAGAGCAGUUGACAAGUGAACAGCGAGAAGGUCUCAAACAGCUGUUGAAACAAGGAUCAGUGCAGAAGGUGUACAACGGAUUGCAGGGAUAUUGAUGUUGGUAGGGGGGGGAAAAGGACUUAAAUCAAAAGUCAGAUCUGUUUGCAGUUCUUCCUCCUGCCCACUGUAGAAUGGAAAACAGGGAGGGUGGGGUGAUUGUUGAGGUAUAUAUAAUUUUUUUUUUUGUAAAUGGUGGAAUUGUUCAGAUGAGUUGGGGGAGGGGGGAAGGCUACCCUUUUCAGGACAUGAUGGGUGCUGCUUAUCAUGUUCCAUGUCCUGGAACAACAAAAAUUCCUUGCACAGACUGGAAAGUGGGAAAAGGAGUUUUAAAUUCCACACAGAUUGGAAUUCCUGGUUUUUAAAUAUAUUUUGAUGUGACUUUUCUCAACCAUCUGAGCAUAUUUUCAUAGCUUCUCCUCUUCUGUCCUCACUGUUGGUCUCUGGGUGUUUUUGUUGUUGUUGUUGUUUUGUUUUUUAGUUUGAUUUAAAUCCCAGUUCUUCCUCCUCUU
This is a messenger RNA of Numida meleagris (helmeted guineafowl), 1623 nucleotides long. It is a transcript of the gene DNAJB11, whose product is annotated as DnaJ heat shock protein family (Hsp40) member B11. Gene Ontology annotation, cellular component: endoplasmic reticulum. The transcript has 10 exons. Lineage: Eukaryota; Metazoa; Chordata; Aves; Galliformes; Numididae. Gene Ontology annotation, biological process: protein maturation; protein folding. Gene Ontology annotation, molecular function: misfolded protein binding. The record is from RefSeq and is a predicted model, not a curated record. The coding region runs from base 94 to 1170 and encodes 358 amino acids.